AUGUCUUCUCCAAAUCCCAACCUCCGCACUAGAAAUCUUAUCCUUCGUCCCGCCGUUCCUUCCGAUGCUGCCCCCAUCGUAGCCGUUUUUUCUAACCCCCUCAACAACCAAAAUGAACCGCACACGCCAAGCAACCCAACGGUAGAAGAAUACCAACGCCGAAUCGCCAAAUGGGAUGAACUACGCGCUAGUGGGAAAGCCUACUUUCUAGUCAUUACCCGACGCCCAACAACAGAGACGGGAUCAGCUUCACUACCUGCGGAUGACGUUAUCGGCUUCGGCGGUAUCAACGAAGUCUCUACGGACGCCCAGGGUAAGCGAAUUGCGGACCUGGGUGUUCUGAUUGACAGCUCCGAGUGGAGGAAGGGGUACGGACGGGAAGCUUUGCAAGCCACGUUGGACUUUGCAUUCCGAACGGUCGAGGCGGAGGGCGUCGGAUGUGAAGAGGCGUUUUUUGAGACAUUGGCGGGGAAUACGCAGCUUCAAGGACUGGCUGACCGGAUGGGGAUGGCGAAGUGGAAGCGGGUAAAGAGUGAAGGAAAUGAGGUUGAAUACAGGUUCAGUAAAGAGGAGUGGGAGGAAAUUAAGAAUGGAAGUGCUUGA
Molecule: messenger RNA, 603 nt
Organism: Botrytis deweyae
Lineage: Eukaryota; Fungi; Ascomycota; Leotiomycetes; Helotiales; Sclerotiniaceae
Exons: 1
Coding region: 1-603 (200 amino acids)
Molecular function (GO): acyltransferase activity, transferring groups other than amino-acyl groups
Source: RefSeq, a predicted model, not a curated record